AAAAGUGGGAAGCAAGAGAAUAAAAAAGCAUAAAAGGUUUCAGACAGCUUUUAUCCAAAUCAAAUGAUGGCGGCCAAUGAGACCAAAGAUGACCUUUACGCUCUCGCUCUCCAGAAAGAAGAAGAAGAUAAGUAUAAGGAGUAUGGUUUCGGAUCUGACGAGACUGAUCCUCCUCUGCCGCUUACUGUCGCCUCUCGGGUAUUAUACAUGUUAGGUGAUAUUGCAGCAGGCCCAGCUUUUCGGUUUAGUCAAUGGCUGGAAUUAGUGCGGAAGCGAAGCAGCAAGUCUAAGGCCUCUGGAUUCCCUCACCGCCCUCAAAGACUAGAUAGUAUGCUCUUGAGUGCAGGAGAUUUAAGCUUGGAAUCAAAUAAUUCUCCUCCUGAGCAAGUUACAGAAAUCAGUUUGUGGGAAAGACUUGGUAAGGCUGCUAUGUUGAACAUUGAGUCAAGCUCCUUCUCUUGGGACAUGCUUUCUUCACUUCAUCACACUGAACAUAGUAGCUGCAAUGAUUCUGAGGAUGAUAUGAAUAAAGCACUAGAGGUGACGGUAAAUUCUGGGGGGGUUGUAUUCUUUGCACUAUUUAACCAUAACAAAGGUGGUGAGUUUCUCCCCAAGGAAGCAGCAGCUGUUAUAAAAAUAGCAUCUUCUAGGAUGGCUACACAAUCGGAGCGGCUUGGCUAUGAAUUUGCAAAAUGGCUAGGUGUCAGAACUCCACAAGCUAGAGUCAUUCACAAUUGUAGUUCAGAGUGGUUAAAGAUCAAGGAAGCUGCAGAAAAAGCAAGAGAGACGGUCGUUUCUGAUGGAGAUGAAGUUGGUGAAAUGACAUGCUCAGAACUCAUAGAAGCCCUUGAACUGAGUCGAUGCCUUUAUCUGAUGAAUUAUGUGCAUGGUUCCCCUCUGCUGGAAAACUCAAGUGCAUUUACGACCCAAGAAGCUGCAGAAAAAACGUCAGCAGCCCUUGGCAGAAUCUUGAUGUUGGAUCUUGUCAUCAGAAAUGAAGACAGGCUUCCCUGUCGUCAUCUCCGUUGGCGAGGGAAUUCUGCAAACCUAUUGUUAGCAGACAAAAUGGCCACUGCAAAUAGGGAUGCAUUGGAAGAAGCCUUUGAUUCUGCUAUUAAUAGAUACAGACCAAGAGUAAUACGGGCACUUCAGAAAGAAAGAAGGUCGACUUCAGUAGAUAGCAGAUUGAGUGCUGGUGGUCCAGAUUUAGCAUCUAAGAGUUCUGAUACUGUAUUAGGAUCUCCUAUGUCUGGUGAAAGGACCCUUACAAGACAAGUUACAAUUGAUCCAAUAAUAACCGAUUUUGACGUUGUGGCUAUCGACUCUGUUGUCCCUCGUCGGCCACCAGCUGGAAAACGUGCACAUGACCAAGAAAACUAUCCUAAACUUGUUGAACUCCUUAUCAACAGUCCUGAGUAUGCAUCACAUCUCUUAUACGAGAUAACUAUUGGGAAACUAGGAGUUCCUCCAGAAGCUGUUGAAACACCUGACAAUUUGCCUUUUAAAGACAUGACCUCGGUUAUUCAUGAAUUCCGGAGUGGGUUUCGUGCAGCCCUCAUGGACUUGCAGGGUUUUCAUAUAUUUCUUCUCACACUUCACCAGAAGUUGGACAGUCUCUUACGGGCUUUCAUGAAUAUUAUAGAUAGAACUUCCGCUGGGGAUUUUGAAAAAGAAGAUUUGAUGUUACUCGAGCCCUCAUCACAUUCUGCUGGAGGUCUCCAUUACCUUUCCCCACAAGGUAAGGAACGUGGCGUCCAUGAUAGCCAGUCAGAUUCAAAUGAUACAGAGCUGCAAAAAACAGCUCCCAAGGUAUCAUCUUCAGGAUUCAAAGAGAACUUAGAAUCAACUUCUCCAAUGUCACGUGAUGCUUCACAUGGAAAGUCUAAUAAGGGGAGUGCAGAACCCCUCCGUACCAUGCGCAUGACCACAAAGCUACGUGACUUCCACAAACAUGCUAAGGUUGAUGCUGAACUAAACAAAGCAUUAGAGCAAUGGAAUGAAUUGCUAAAAAGUGAAGCACUUAAGCUGUGUCAAGAGAAUAAUUUCAAUUCAGGGUUUUUUGAGGGCAGCGAUAAUAAUGCUGUUGUUGAUGCUUACGAAUUGAAGCUUAGGCUUGAGCAUAUUCUCGAGAGGAUAUCAUUAAUAUCCGAUGCUGGAAAUACAGAAAAACCUUCAUCAAUUACAGGUAGCCUAUUCAUUGGAGGGGCAUUAGCUGCGAGAUCUGUUUACACUCUACAACAUUUAGGGAUUACACAUAUCUUGUGCUUGUGCUCUAAUGAAAUCGGACAGGCUGAUUCUCAACGGCCAGACUUAUUUGAGUACCAAAACUUUUGUAUUAAUGAUGAAGAAGACUCGGACAUCAGCCUGAUUUUUGAAGAAGCGCAUCAAUUUAUCAAUGAUGUUGAAAAGAAAGGUGGGAAGGUUCUGGUUCAUUGCUUUGAAGGGAGAAGCAGGAGCGCAACUGUUGUUCUUGCUUACUUAAUGAUCAGGAAGAACUUCACAUUAUUGAAAGCGUGGAAUACCCUAAGAAGAGCACACAGACGAGCACAACCCAAUGACGGGUUCGCUAAGAUACUUGUGGAGUUGGAUAAAAAGUUGCACGGAAUGGCUUCGAUGGAAUGGCAACAGAAGAAGCCCGCAAUGAAGGUUUGCCCAAUCUGUGGCAAGAACGCAGGCUUAAGCAGCAGCUCAUUGAAGCUUCAUUUACAGAAAUCACAUAAGAAAUUGUCGUCAGGGAGCGUAGACAGUGCCAUGACCAUGGAGAUACAAAAGGUUUUGGAGGCACUCAACCUUACACAAAGACAAUCGCAUUCCAGCGAUUGAUGAAUCUAAUGUCAUCUAGUUAAAUGACCUUCUGACAGGAUUUUUUUAAAUCCAUAACCUUCUACAGGAAGAAUAUAUUUUUCAUAAACAAGAAUACGUAGAGAGGAUAUUUAGGUGUAUAACCUUAAACGGAAUUUUGAUCAAAUGCAUGACCUUCUGACCUAUUAAAGAGAAAAUGGUUCCAUUUUUUGAGAAAGUCAUGGGUUUAAUUAAAAUUUCAUUUAAGGUUAUAUAUCUAAAUAUAACUGGCUUGUAUAACCCUGUCAGAUAGUUAUGGAUUUAAAAACAAAUAACCCACUUACAAAACCUAUGUAUGUUGUAUGAUUUGCAUAACCAUAAGGCUGCGUUACAUGUACAUCAAUGCAACAAACAAUUGUGGAAGAUUCAAAUUCUAACUGCUCUUCUCUCAUGUAAACUGAGACAUUUUUGCUUUUAUUA
Molecule: messenger RNA, 3261 nt
Organism: Cynara cardunculus var. scolymus (artichoke)
Lineage: Eukaryota; Viridiplantae; Streptophyta; Magnoliopsida; Asterales; Asteraceae
Product: dual specificity protein phosphatase PHS1
Exons: 11
Coding region: 64-2823 (919 amino acids)
Biological process (GO): protein dephosphorylation; cortical microtubule organization; response to abscisic acid
Molecular function (GO): protein tyrosine/serine/threonine phosphatase activity
Source: RefSeq, a predicted model, not a curated record